GAAGUAAAAAUCGAAGACUUUUCAUCAACCGUUCCUUGUGCGCCACCCACCAUGCCCUUCCUCGUUCAGCGCCUGCUCUUGCCACGGGGGCGCGGACUUUCUUUCUAACCCUUCUCUUACGUUGUACAGUGUCUCCCCAAGUCGGUCAACUGUCGGGCGAGCGAGCGAGCGAGCGAGCUCCAUUUUAAAGGUUCGGGCUUUCUGAUCUGGUUCGCUCGAGCUGAACUACCCUUUUCCUCUUUUGAUCUCUUCUUGCGAGAGCUCUUGGCUUUCGUGGCUGGCCUUCCCUGGUUUGAGCUCCAAAAAGCUGUCUUUCUUUAGUUCAUGGGAACCCAAGGAAGGAAUUGAGUUCAACAUCAUUUUGGGAGACUUGGAGAUUUAGUGCUUCUGGUUACGGAUUGAAACCGGGGUUGUUGUGUUUUAGCUGUCCCGCAAGGGGUUUGAUUUUCGGUUAGUUCACGAAUUGAUGGCCUCUUGCAAGAAACCCCGCACCAAAGAGGUGGGUUGUCGCCGAUUCGUGUUUGUAUCUGUAUUUACGUUCAUGGUCGUCUCUGUUGUGGUUUUUUGCCUGAGAGCAAAUCCGGUUUCAAACAACGCUAUGGAGCCUGCUGAUGAUACGAAUCGUACUCGAAGUUAUUUUCAUUUGAAGAGGGAUCUCAACCUCCCUAAGAAAAAUGAACUGUCAAUUCAAUUGGAAAUGCACAACCGGUUGCCUCCUAGAAACAGAGAUCUGUAUCCCACUUUGGCAAAGGAUCACAUAACUAUAGUGUUGUACGUCCAUAAUCGGCCUCAGUACCUCCGAGUAGUUGUGAAGAGCUUAUCUCAAGUAAAAGGUAUUGGUGAGACUCUGCUGAUAGUUAGUCAUGAUGGGUACUUUGAUGAGAUGAACAAGAUUGUGGAAGGUAUAAAAUUUUGCCAAGUGAAACAGAUUUUCUCUCCUUAUUCACCUCACAUUUUUCCCAGUAGCUUCCCCGGUGCAUCACCUAAUGACUGUAAGAAUAAGGAUGAUGCAGCGAAGAAGCAUUGUGAAGGAAAUCCGGAUCAGUAUGGAAAUCACCGAUCGCCAAAAGUUGUCUCACUGAAGCAUCAUUGGUGGUGGAUGAUGAACACGGUGUGGGAUGGGCUAAAGGAGACUCGGGGGCAUACUGGCCAUAUUCUUUUCAUAGAAGAGGACCAUUUUAUUUUUCCAAAUGCAUACCGCAACUUGCAGAUACUCACAUCACUGAAGUCUAAAAAAUGUCCCGAUUGCUAUGCUGCAAACUUAGCACCUUCUGAUGUGAAGUCGAGAGGAGAAGGGGGGGAGAGUUUGAUUGCUGAGAGGAUGGGUAAUGUCGGUUAUUCCUUCAACCGAACCGUCUGGAGGAAAAUCCAUAAAAAGGCUAAAGAGUUCUGCUACUUUGAUGAUUACAACUGGGACAUUGCUAUGUGGACUACCGUUUAUCCCUCCUUUGGGGCUCCAGUGUAUUCAUUGCGAGGACCAAGGACUAGUGCGGUUCACUUUGGGAAGUGUGGGCUACAUCAAGGCCAGGGCGAGCAAACUGCUUGUGUUGAUAAUGGGGUUGUGAACAUUGAAGUAAAUGAUGAAGAUAAGGUCGCAAAUAUCAAAUCUGAGUGGAAUGUGCAUGUCCAUAAGCAUCAACAAGGUUAUAAGGCAGGGUUCAAGGGUUGGGGAGGUUGGGGUGAUGAGAGAGAUCGUCACUUAUGCUUGGAGUUUGCUCGCAUGUAUAAACUCACAGAGACAGCUUCCUUCUGAAUAGCCAGUCUUUUGAUUUUUCCUGCUGCUGUAGCAUGAGGCUUCAUUUAUUCUAGAUGAGUUAUCAAUAGAAAUACACGUCUUCGAUUAUUCAGUAUAAAAUUUCUCAAUUUGAUCUGCUUUUUGUAUUAGCUUUUUGGCAUGUACCCACUUUUUGUGUCCCUUUUGCUUUUCUUUGGUCAUCUGUACCUAAUGUUCAGUCUACAUGGCAUUUAAAGUUAAUCUCUAUCAUCUUGAUUUAAGUCACCAGGACAUUGGAAAUGCUUUCAAGAGAAGGCUCUUUCUCUAAGGAUCUGUUGCAAUACGUAUAAUUGCAUUCCUGGAUAUCUUCUUUCAAAAGGCUUCUGCUUCCUUAGUAAAUGUUUUAGUAGAAGAUAUAAUUUCUUGGAGUUGAGGUUUAUUUAUGGGUUUUUGCCUUGAGAAGAGGCAGAAGUAUACUGUAAGCAAGGGUGGCUCAUUCGGUCCAUGUAAUUGGGAAAUGGAUUGUGAACAUGUUUCUUUGGUUCCUAUGAAAUUUUACUCACUGCAUGCAGAGUGUUACCUGACCAUUUGCAUUGAACGUUUGUCCAGAUUUUGAUUCAGAUGUUCCUUUACCAGCUUUCUGAGGUUCAAUUCCAACUGCAAACUUGUGUCUCUCAUACUUUGCUGUGGGAAAUUCACUUGGACUUGCAUUUCUGUUGCAUCCAAAUAUGAUGGAUGAGUAGAAUAUCUUGGAUCGGUUGCAGGACUUGAUAUUCAUUCUCAGUUCCUUGGAAGAAUGCCAUUGGAGCUGAAUAAGGUCGUCCCAUGGUUCGUUGAGGAAAAUCAUAUUAUUCGGGAUAAUUUCGAGUCUUGAUGAGCACUGCAGCUCUGAAGUUAUGACUGUUGGUUCUUAUUCUGGUGAUUUAAUUAAAACGAUAUGCUUUUCCUGAAUUUGUUAGGAUCAGUCUAUGUUGUUGAGGAAGGUUGGGCGGUUGUGGAAUUUUUCAUUUGCAUCUUGUUUUGCUCAUGAUUACAGUUGCGGCUUCUUUUGCUCUCCAUUAUUCGCCAUGACUAUAUUUUAUGUUUCAUAUUUUGGAGAUGCAAAUAUAUGUCAAACUGAUCAUGCGCAGAAUGAGGGCCUAUGGAAUCUUCUUGUGUGGCAGGAGAAAUCUCUCUACUUCUCAACUGAUGGCUUGUGUGAGGCUCUCUGUUUUGUUGCAUUGAUCUAGUGGAAAAGUGAUUUACAAGAGCUCCUAAUCCUUUUCUGUGAAUAUUGAAUCUCCAAUGUUGCUUCAUCUGUCAAGUGAGGUCUGCGUAUUGUAAGCGAUCAACUCUGAUGCUGUACUAGAUUCACUACAUUGUUGUCUCUCAGGACAUAGAUUUAUCGGUUCAGAACUCAAUAUCUGCUCGUA
This is a messenger RNA of Eucalyptus grandis, 3126 nucleotides long. Its product is annotated as alpha-1,6-mannosyl-glycoprotein 2-beta-N-acetylglucosaminyltransferase. The record is from RefSeq and is a predicted model, not a curated record. The transcript is spliced from 2 exons. Bases 467 to 1753 code for a protein of 428 amino acids. Gene Ontology annotation, cellular component: Golgi membrane; Golgi stack. Lineage: Eukaryota; Viridiplantae; Streptophyta; Magnoliopsida; Myrtales; Myrtaceae. Gene Ontology annotation, biological process: oligosaccharide biosynthetic process; protein N-linked glycosylation. Gene Ontology annotation, molecular function: alpha-1,6-mannosylglycoprotein 2-beta-N-acetylglucosaminyltransferase activity.